GCUUAUUUCAUCCAGUCCUAACACGGACUUUCGAUUUUGCAAGUCCUUUGGGUUGCUGUGUUCGGUAUGCCUCGAAUCACCACUGCUUUGUAUGCUCCACGCGAUAUCCCGUGCCCAGUUCCCAGCUGUAACUUCUUCGCCCGGAAACUGUCCGGUUUGACAGCACAUCAAAACGCAAAGCAUCAGCGAUUCCACCUCAAUCGACAACAACGACCACGAUCUCCUUCCCCCGCUGGAAGUCGAGCAUCUGCAGCAUCAGGUGGAGGAGAUGUGCUGGAGAGCGAGUUGGAGGAUGUUCCGUUACGGCCCAGACAACAUGUAGUGUAUCACCCCGACCUCAAUGGUCUGCCUUGCAACCGUCAUGGAGUCUUUCUCCCCACUGGCGCCUCGCCUCCAUCACCCGACCAUCGACCCGCAGGCGACUACACCCCAUACCACGAUGACAUCGAUUUCCGCAUAAGCGACUUUCUGUAUCGCAAAGUCCAGAUGUCGGGGGGGCAGAUUGACGAGCUGAUGGAUCUCUGGGCUGCGCGGGAAGGAGGGAAUCCGCCAUUCGCCAAUCACGAUGACCUCUACAGUACCAUUGACGCAAUCGAGGCUGGGCAUAUCCCCUGGCAGUCUUUCGAGGUCACCUACAUUGGGGAUGUGGAUCCAGACGAGACGACUCCAUGGAAGACACAAGCGCACACUGUCUACUUCCGCGACCCCCGACUUUUGCUCCAUGCGCAGCUUGGGAAUCCUGACUUCCAAGCUGAGAUGGAUUACGCGCCGAAGCAGGUGUACAGGGAGGAUGGUAAACGCGAAUACAAGGACUUUAUGUCUGGAAAUUGGUCAUGGCGGCAAGCGGAGACUUUGGCCUCGACAGACCCGCAGACACAUGGCGCCACAUUUGUGCCUGUCAUCCUGGGUAGUGACAAGACUACAGUCUCGGUUGCCACCGGCCAGAACGAGUACUACCCCUUGUACAUUUCUAACGGUCUCAUACACAACAACGUCCGGCGAGCACAUCGUAAUGGAGUGAUGCUUGUGGGCUUCCUGGCCAUCCCAAAGACGGACCGCGAACACGAAUCGUCUCCGGAAUUUCGGACGUUCCGUCGUCAACUCUUCCACUCUUCUCUCGAGAAUAUCCUCAAUUCACUCAAACCUGCUAUGACAACCCCAGAGGUCGUACGCUUCGGAGACGGUCACUUUCGGAAGGUCAUCUAUGGGCUUGGGCCAUACAUUGCUGACUACCCGGAGCAGGUUCUCCUUGCCUGCGUUGUCCAGGGAUGGUGCGCAAUAUGUAGCGCGUUGAGCAAGGAUCUUGAUGGUCCCGGCGGUCGUCGUGCACAGCGGCUAACUGAGCAUCUCUUUGCCACGUUCGAGCACAAGAAGAUGUGGGAUGAUUACGGUGUCAUCCCAGAUGUAUUGCCGUUUACUUGGGACUUUCCCCAUGCCGAUAUACACGAGCUGCUGUCACCCGACAUCCUGCAUCAACUUGUCAAGGGGACAUUCAAAGACCAUCUGGUUGCCUGGGUCGAGGCGUAUCUCAUCAAGCAACAUGGAACAACAAGAACCAAGGAGAUUAUGGCUGAUAUAGACCGUCGCAUUGCUGCUGCGCCUGCCUUCCCUGGACUACGUCGCUUCCCUGAAGGGCGUGGUUUCAAACAAUGGACUGGGGACGAUUCAAAGGCACUGAUGAAGGUCUACCUUCCAGCCAUCGAGGGCCAUGUCCCAGACCAGAUGGUUCGAGCCUUCAGUGCCUUUCUCGACUUUUGCUACCUAGUCCGUCGGAGUGUUAUCACCGAGGACACACUUGCAGAGAUUGACGCGGCCCUUGCUCGCUACCAUCACGAGCGCUCCAUCUUCAAAACUGUUGCAACCACUAACUUCUCCCUCCCUCGCCAACAUUCACUCACUCACUACCGCCGACUCAUCCAAGAGUUUGGCGCUCCAAAUGGACUGUGCUCCUCGAUCACGGAAUCUAAGCAUAUCAAGGCCGUGAAGGAGCCGUGGCGACGUUCCAGCCGCUAUCAGGCACUCGGACAAAUGCUCACCAUCAACGACCGCCUUGACCGACUCGCCGCAGCUCGGGUAGACUUCACUGCACGCGGAAUGCUUUUGGGCCCAUCUGCACCCAAACGGCAUGCUUCCCGCCCUAUUCUCACUACACUUCCGACCGCCAACGACGAUGAGGACGUGGGACCUGUUGAUGAUGAUGGGAUCCUGGGCGAGGUGAAGCUGGCCCACGUACCUGCCCGUGGAUACCCCCGCGACCCUCGUCUUCUUGCGCAACACCUCCGCUUCCCCGAUCUCCCCGAUCUCAUCCGCCGCUUCCUGUUUGCGCAGGAGAAUCCGGAUGACAAACGCGACCUACAAGAUGUGCACCUUCCAGAGUGCCCUCCGCUGCCUAGCAGUGUGAAAGUCUACCCAUCUGCCGUCGCGACAUUCCUUGCACCCAGUGACCAAUCUGGAAUUGGAGGAUUGAUGCGCGAACGUAUCCGUUCCACACGCUCUUGGCGCGGCGGGCCUGCACGCCACGACUGCGUGUUUGUGGAGGGGGAAGCUGGUGAGCCUGGCUUCCGUGGCCUCAUGGCUGCACGGGUCAUGUUGUUCAUGUCUAUUAAGCAUGAUGGCAUGAACUUUGACUGUGCACUCGUUACAUGGUUCUCCACAAUCGGUGAUGAUCCCUGCCCUAAUGUGGGCAUGUGGAUGGUAGAGCCUGACGUUGAUGCUUGGGGUCGACGUAUCCGGGACAUUGUGCACAUUGAUACCAUUCUUCGUUCUGCACACCUUUUACCAAUCUUUGGCAAUGAGUUUCUCCCGCAUCGUAUUAAGCACACGGACUCUCUAGAUAAUUUCAAAGCCUUUUACAUUAACAAAUAUGCGGACCAUCACUCACAUGAGAUAGCGUUCUAAUCUGCAGUACUGAAAAGUAGCUUGAAAUGUUUGUGUUAUCUAUUGUUACCUGGGCUCAGGACUUUGAAUCUUUUCCCCAAACGAUGUAACCGGAAAAUAUUGAAUGGCACUGAGCGAAGGCCCCUCGACUGCUCGUAGAAAUCUUUGCACUCAACAAGGAUUGAACCAAAAAGAGAUGCGUACCUUAUGGGCUGACCGAGAAGAAUAAAU
Messenger RNA from Mycena citricolor, 3108 nucleotides. NCBI's taxonomy places the organism in Eukaryota, Fungi, Basidiomycota, Agaricomycetes, Agaricales, Mycenaceae. The record is from the annotation of a GenBank genome assembly.